Molecule: messenger RNA, 1176 nt
Organism: Triticum turgidum subsp. durum (durum wheat)
Lineage: Eukaryota; Viridiplantae; Streptophyta; Magnoliopsida; Poales; Poaceae
Source: the annotation of a GenBank genome assembly
AUGGUCAUGGGAGCCAGCGGCUCCAAGCUCGAGAAGGCUCUCGGCGACCAGUUCCCUGAAGGCGAGCGCUACUUCGGACUCGAGAACUUCGGCAACACCUGCUACUGCAACAGUGUACUCCAGGCACUUUAUUUUUGCACUCCAUUCAGGGAGCAGCUACUGGAAUAUUAUAUGAAUAAUAAAAAUCCUGGAGAUGCAGAGGAAAAUCUUUUGACUUGUUUGGCGGAUCUUUUCAUGCAGGUAAGCCAAUCAAAGAAAAAGACAGGCGUUAUUGCUCCAAAACGUUUUGUCCAAAGAGUGAAGAAACAAAAUGAAUUAUUUCGCAGCUACAUGCACCAGGAUGCUCAUGAGUUCUUAAAUUUUCUGUUGAAUGAGCUUGUUGAUAUUCUGGAGAAAGAGUCCAGUGCUGCGAAGGACUCCCCCCAAUCAUCAUCUCCUGAAAAAGUUCCAAAUGGGGCAGUUCAACCUUUGGCCAAUGGAGUUAAAAAAGAACCACCUGUUACCUUGGUCCAUAAGAAUUUCCAGGGCAUACUGACCAAUGAAACCAAAUGCUUAAGAUGUGAGACAGUAACUGCAAGGGACGAAACUUUUUUUGAUCUGAGUGUUGACAUUGAGCAGAAUAGUUCCAUUACAAGCUGCCUGAAAAAUUUCAGCUCCACUGAGACUUUAAAUGCUGAGGACAAAUUCUUCUGUGACAAAUGUUGCAGUUUGCAAGAAGCACAGAAGAGAAUGAAGAUCAAGAAGGCUCCCCAUAUAUUGGUGAUCCACCUAAAACGCUUUAAGUACAUUGAGCAGCUUGGGCGGUAUAAGAAGCUUUCGUAUCGGGUUGUCUUCCCCAUGGAGCUGAAGAUCAGCAGUACGUCUGAUGACGUGGAUACUGAAUACUCUCUCUUUGCUGUGGUGGUCCAUGUUGGAAGCGGCCCCAACCAUGGCCAUUAUGUAAGCCUCGUAAAAAGCCACAACCACUGGUUGUUCUUCGAUGAUGAAAACGUGGAGAUGGUUGAAGAGUCGACCCUGCAAACAUUCUUCGGUUCUUCGCACGAAUACUCGGGCAACACAGAUCAUGGAAAAUUGUUAAUCUCGGAGAUUGUGAGUAUGAACCUGAGGAAAGCCGGAUUUUUUGUGGUUCUAGUGUACAGCGGAAAAUGGAACCUUGCUCCAGUGAUGAUGAAAUAA